Funneliformis caledonium is the source of this 294-nucleotide messenger RNA. Lineage: Eukaryota; Fungi; Glomeromycota; Glomeromycetes; Glomerales; Glomeraceae. The record is from the annotation of a GenBank genome assembly.
AUGGCUCGAACAGUAAUGCAUGACGCUGAGAGGUUGAUCAAAACUGCCUUCAACAAAGUUGAUAGUAUACUAAAAACCGAUGGAGGUUAUGUCUCCAAUAAUGAACCAAAAGCUUCUCUAAUCAUCACUUCUCCUCCUAAAUUUCGCAGUUACGCUCACACUUUCUCUCUAUGUUAUAAAAGUGGCGAUAAUUCUUUUGAUGAUUACGAUGAAGAAUUGACCGAAGCAUCAACUUAUAUUUCUCCAUUGAAUUUAGCAAAUGUUGAUACUCCCGAUUAUGAGACUACAACUUGA